Homarus americanus (American lobster) is the source of this 2198-nucleotide messenger RNA. RefSeq names its product multiple epidermal growth factor-like domains protein 6. NCBI's taxonomy places the organism in Eukaryota, Metazoa, Arthropoda, Malacostraca, Decapoda, Nephropidae. The record is from RefSeq and is a predicted model, not a curated record. Gene Ontology annotation, molecular function: calcium ion binding. The transcript has 10 exons. The annotation marks the transcript as partial.
UCAGUCAUGCUGGUGAGUGUGGUGCGGGUAGAUUAAAAAUUAGUAAUUCUUCAGCAGAGACAGUGUUCUAAUAAAACAAGCCAGCUGAUGUUUUAACUGGGAAGACAGCUGGCCACAUGGACUCUAUUAAUCAGGCAUCGAUAAGAAGCAUGUAACGAUAAAUUGUUCAGAAAAUCGACGACAGGUAUGUUUCUAACGAGUGUACGAAGGUGACGAACGAACUGCUCUAGAAAAUAGAUGUAUCUCCUUAAGAUGAAAGUCAGGACAAACAAUCAUGUGAGUGAAUGUAUUGUGGCGUAAAUAAAAAUGAAAUAUAACAAUACGAUAAAAAGAGUGAACAAUGGCGUCUGAACAUCCAAAGACCGUAAGUGUAGUUCAAGACUAGAAAACUGAAGAUUCCUCCACAAGUUAAUGAAAGUUUAAAAAAAAGUGGUGUCUAUAUUUCUAGAUGGCCAUAAGUAUACUUUAUGACUAGAAAUUGAGCAGUUACCUCUUAAACAUUGAGCGACAAAGGAAAAUGGUGUCUCAUUUUCACCUAAAAGGCCCUUAGUGUAGUUUAUGACUGGAAAUUAUAGUCGCCCUUAACACAGUGAAUCGUAAAGGAAAAUGGGCACCCUGCUACCCAGAAUACCUGUAGCGUAGCUUACCACUAUAGAAGACUACCAGGAGACCUUACGAACAGUGAGUAGUGAGGGAAGAUGGUCGUGGUGCGGGCGGGGUCGUGGGCGUGGGCGUUGCUGGCCCUGGUGACAGCUGCUCGGGCCCGUAUCUUUUGCUACAACGGAGGAUACUGCGUUUACAACCGCUGUAUCUGUCCCGAGGGCUUCUACGGCACUCUCUGUCAGUAUGACCGUGACGAGUGCGCCCAGGACAACGGCGGAUGUGAGCAGGAGUGUAGGAAUACGCUGGGGUCCUACGUGUGCUGCUGCAGUCAGGGAUACAAGCUCCUGCCUAACAAGAAGUCCUGUCAGGAGGUUAACGAAUGUGACGACCACAACGGCGGGUGUUCUCAUACUUGCGUCAACACCGUCGGCUCCUACGAGUGUCGCUGUCAGCCCGGCCACCGCCUCCUGCCCGACGGACGUACUUGUCUACCUCCGCCAGGCAGCUCCUCUGUGGUGAUCAAUAGUAGGAGUUGUGAGGUAAGGAACGGCGGCUGUCAGCACCUGUGUCGGGAGGUCCAGGGGCGUGUCACCUGCUCCUGUAGGCGGGGUUACCGCCUGUCGGGGGACGAACGGCAAUGCCUUCCUACCAACCCUUGUUCUGUUGACAAUGGAGGCUGUCACGACCGCUGUCAUGUCGACCAGGGGAGGGUGCGAUGCUCCUGCCGGCAGGGGUACAAUCUGGACAACGACCAGAAAACCUGCAUCGACCAGGAUGAGUGCCAAACAUCCGGCAUCUGCAGCCAGCAGUGCCGAAACACCCCAGGGUCCUACCAGUGUGUCUGUUUCACUGGUUAUGAGCUGGGUGCUGACGGCAGGUCCUGUGUCAGGAUGAGGGUGGUGAAUCCGUGCCUCACCAACAACGGCGGCUGUCAACACCUGUGUCACUACAACGGCGAUAAAGUCAAUGAUGAAGGAAGAACCACCCCAGCUUUCGUUUGUAGAUGUCACCCAGGGUAUCACCUCCAUCCUGAUGGGAAGAGUUGUCAGGACGUGGACGAGUGCCGUGUGGGGGGUCACAGGUGCCAGCAGCAGUGUAUCAACACUCAGGGCGGCUACACCUGCGCCUGUAGCUCCGGAUACACCCUCAGCACCAACGGCUUUUCCUGUACAGACGUGGAUGAGUGUAGUGGGCGCAGGCGAGCCAGUUGUGAUCACUACUGCAGGAACACCCAGGGAUCAUUCACCUGCUCCUGCCGUAGGGGGUACAUCCUCAUUGACGACACCCGCUGUAUAGUGACGUCCAGAGGCCUUGACCACGGCUCCGUUACAUCUCACGGGGACUACGACUUUCCGACGGGGGACGACCUGGAGACGAUAGUGGAGGAGGACCUCUUGAUGUUGGAGAACGAUCUAUCGAGGGUGGGAGGAGGGUGGAUAGUGAACCAGCAGGAGGAAAAGAAGGAGGAGGAGGAGAGGAGGAAAAGAAUAGAGGAGGAGGAGAGACGCAGAAAAAUAGAGGAGGAGGAGGAAAGGCAGAGAAGAAUAGAGGAGGAGGAGAGGCGGAGAAGAAUAGAGGUGGAAGAAGAAAGACGG